AUGCAUCCUCUAUUGCACACCAAGCAUAACGCUGGGUGUGAGCAGGUGAUGCAAGCCCUCGAAGAGUGCCACGCAAAAGGGUUCAUGUGGAAGGCGGCUGGCAUGUGCAAUGAUGCCAAGCAGCAGCUUGCCGACUGUCUCCGAGCAGAGCGCGCGAAGAAUCAGGACUCAAACCGGAGCGGUGUCCAAGACAAACAGGCCAGGAUAAGGCAGAGGUGGAGGGAAAUUGAAGAGAACUCCUAA
Molecule: messenger RNA, 243 nt
Organism: Chaetomium strumarium
Lineage: Eukaryota; Fungi; Ascomycota; Sordariomycetes; Sordariales; Chaetomiaceae
Product: cytochrome c oxidase biogenesis protein Cmc1-like protein
Exons: 2
Coding region: 1-243 (80 amino acids)
Cellular component (GO): mitochondrion
Source: RefSeq, a predicted model, not a curated record